This is a messenger RNA of Klebsormidium nitens, 3213 nucleotides long. The record is from the annotation of a GenBank genome assembly. NCBI's taxonomy places the organism in Eukaryota, Viridiplantae, Streptophyta, Klebsormidiophyceae, Klebsormidiales, Klebsormidiaceae.
CCUUGGACUACGGUACCUAACAGAAACCAAGCACAUUCAUUCAUUCAUGAUUCACAUCAUUCAGUGGCAGCUGCCAGCAGCAGCACAGCAUGGAUCCCGCUCGGCUUCAGGACAGUUCAAUCUGGCUGGUUCAGGAGAAGCUGGUGGCACCUAACAACGUGAAGUCACUGUUUCUUGGCCAUUUUGGACUGUCCUCCAUGGCUUGAUCUUGCAGGCGGGCAAUUUGUCUUCCAUCUAUUUAUCGGGCCUGAUCCAUGUGAUUGACAGCUCCUCUGACAAAGUGCCCCUGCAAGUGAAGAACCAUGGCGAAAGAGCCGCUGUUGCCGAUCACCCAUCAGCCCAGUGUUGUGUCAGAGGCGCAUUCUGGUCUUACUGAAGCUGCAGAAGGGUCGAUUGUUGGUGGCACUCCGUAUGGAACGCCCACCCCGGCUCCCCCCAGUAACCCUCCCCGACCUGGGAUUGGCCACUCCUCAGUGUCAGACAGCUCAAAUGCGAGGGCCCAGGUAGCAAGCUCGCCGCCACCUGUGUUCCAGCUGCCAGGAGUCUCCUCUCCUGGCGGCGGUGGUAGUGUGAUUGAUAUGACGUCUGUGGGGGCUGAAGCUGGUGGCAGCAUGCCGGCGCGGAUCUUAUUCGCCGGCGCGCAGUUUUCAGAGAGCCAGCCGGGCGGCGGCAUCCUUGCAACUGAUGCCAGCAGUCACGUGGACGGUGCCAAUGGGGCGGUGGUACAUGACCACCUCCUGGAUGAUGCCUCAUCGGCUGGCCCUUCCGUGGACCACUUUUUGAGCUUCUCUUCAGACACGGUCCCUAAAGAGAAGCGGAUCGCGAACAUUGGGAGCCUGCCGUUUGGCGCCAUGCUUUCUCCAGUAAAAGAGAUGACUCCAGGCCCUCCGGUGGUGAGGACACCACCAGUCGCUUGCGAGAACUGCGGCGCUAUACACAACCUGUACAGCCAGAAGGUGGUCACCCCGGCGGGUGCAACGGCCUGGCGGUGCGCCUUUUGCCAACACGAUGACGAGGAGGCAGGGCACGCCCUCUACUGGAGUGGGAGUGACUACAGUCAGCGCCCCGAGCUGUCCUGCGGCGUGGUGGACUACCUGGAUGCGGCCGCGCUGCACCCCGGCUACUCUUCUGCGUCGGACGCGGCCAUGGCGGCGCCCGUGCUCUUUGUGCUGGACGAGUGCCCCGACCCGCUCGAGCUGCAGCACAUGCAAGCCAGCCUGGCGGCCACCCUAGAGAGCGUUUCGCCGGCCACGCGUGUGGGCAUUAUCACGUACGGCAAAGCAGUCUCUGUCUACGACCUCUCGCACACGGGGGUGGCCGCUGCGGACAUCAUUCCCGGCAGCACGGCCCCUAGUCCCGCCUCCCUCAAGUCGCUGUUAUACGGCACCGGCGUCUACCUAGCCCCUCUCCACGCCUGCCUACCUAUUGUUCAGGACGUCAUCGCCGCUCUUCGGCCAUACCGCGGCACAACUCCGGAAGUCGAGCGGAAGCGCUGCCUGGGGGUGGCGGUAGAAGUGGCGCUGGCACUCAUACGUGGGCCUGCCUCCGACAUUGUGCGCUCCAGCCGCGGCCAGCCUGGCGGCAACGGCCGCAUCCUGGUGUGUGCGGCGGGCCCCGUCACGGAGGGCCCCGGGUCCAUUCCGGCGCACGAGGCGCACCCCGCGUUCCAGUACGAGCUGCAGCGCGCGGCGCAGCACAUGGCGGGCCUGGGCCGGCAGGCCAAGCAGCUGGAGGUGGCCAUCGACGUGCUGGCCGCGGGCACGUGCCCCGUUCGCGUGCCAGUCCUGCUCCCGCUCGCGGAGGCGUCGGGCGGCACGAUGCUGCUUCUCGCGGACGGCUUUGAGGCAACUUUCGCGGAAAAUGUGCGGCGCGCCCUGCUGCGUGGUAGCGGCUCUCGUGGCAGCCUGUGCGUGCGCUGCACCCCGCCGUUGCAGCUGGCGCGGGUCAUUGGACCUGCUGAGGCGCCCUCGGAGACUCCGGAAGCGGCAGGGCCCAGCGACACGGGCGCGUGGUUCCAGUUGUCGAGCGUGGAGCGGCAGCAGGGGCUGGCGCUGUUCCUGGAGCUGGCGGAGGACCACACCGGCGAGUGGGCGUACCUGCAGGCGGCGGUGCACUACACCAACACGCACCAGGGCAGCGUGGUGCGCGUCAUCACCACCCGGCUGCCCGUCAGCGGCAGUGUGUCAGCGUACCUGCGUGGCGUGGACUGCGGCGUGGCGGCCGUGCUGGUAGCCAAGAAGACGGUGCUGGCGGCGCGGAGCAGCCGCGAUGCGGUGGAGCUGCGCGAGCAGUUGGACCAUCGGAUACGCGACAUGGCCACGCGCCUCGGCCGCGCCGCAGAGACGCCCGGCCUGCGCCGCUUUCCUCCCGAGGUUGCGCGCCUGCCCGAGAUGCUGUUCCACCUGCGGCGGGGCCCCCUGCUGGGGAGCAUCCUGGGGCACGAGGACGAGCGGGCCGUGCUGCGCCACUGCUUUCUGCAGGCGGACCUUGCGUUGUCUUCCGCGAUGGUGGUUCCGCGGCUGCUGGCGCACCGGCAGGGCGGCACCUUCGAGGAGCUGCCCCCCGCCAGCCUGGCGCUGCAGCCGGACCACGUGCUGCUGCUGGACCACGGCACCCACGUCUUCAUCUGGCAGGGGUCCGAGACGGGCGGGCCGGCGCAGGAGGCGGCCGCUGCGGCGUGCAGCAGCCUAGCCGCGGAGCUGGCGGAGCAGCGCUUCCCCGCGCCGCGCAUCCUCGCCUUCCAGGAGGGCAGCUCGCCUGCGCGCUACCUGGUGGCGCGGCUCAUCCCCGGCCACAAGGACGCGCCGUACGAGCAAGAAACCCGGUUCCCACAGAUCAAGCAACUGUCCGCAGAAGCGCGCGCCAGCUUGCGCAACAAGUUGCUGGCCACCGACGAUCUCAGCUUCUGCGAGUGGAUGCGACAGCUCAGGGUUGUGCCUACAGACAGUCGAUGAGCUUGCAUCCGAUUCGGCUUCCUACACUGCCGAGUUAAGGUAUCGACUGUACUUGCCGCACCACAUUCUCCCCCUGACAGCAUCCUAAACGUGUAGAUGGCAAGGUGACAUGGCAUGAAAAUAUGUGCAAUGGUAUUUUUGUACGGUGUUUCUGCAUGUUAGAGGCACGGUAACAGGGAUCGGCAUUUGUAAUUUUCGGCUUUGAGUUCUGGACGCUAGAACUUGUUUCUACAUGGAUGGCGGUGUGAAGAAGUUGGUG